GUCUCGGCCUCGGCGCGCGGCGCCGCGGGAGGGGCUCCUGAGAACCGUGGCGAGCUCCCGGGCCUGCGGCGGUUCGCGGGCGAGUGCGGGGGAAGAAGCCCGGUGCGCGGCAGGAAUGGGCGCCGGGGCGCCGUCCCCGGGUGAUGCGGACAAAUGGGGUCUCUCUCCUUGUUUCAGGAUUGGGAACCUAUGCCACCCUCACCUGCUCAACUGAGAGAGGAAUUACCAUGCCAGGUAAAGGGAAAAGAGGAAAAGGCCGGGGCAAGUCUCAUGGGAAGAAGCAGAAGAGACCAGAAGUGGACAUCCUCAGCCCAGCCGCGAUGCUGAACCUCUACUACGUCGCCCACAACAUCACCGACUGCCUUCGCCUGCGGGGCUUCCGGUGGCCAGGUGCUCCCAAGUCAAAAGGGAAAAACAAGACUUAAGUGAUAGCAUUUCACAGCAUAUCUACAGAGAACAGAACUUGGGGAAGAGAAAUAGGGAGAAUACGACUUUUAGAAGCAAAAUAGACUUUACUGAAAGCGGCUUGAGUUGCAAGCUAAGUGUGCUUUUCUAAGUGUGAUAGUUAAUGAUAAAGAAAUGCACUUCAUUUCUUCAGCUAAAUCCAGGUAUGGUUAGCCACUUUGGUUUUUCAGAAGUUAAGGGCAAAAAAGUCUGAAUAUUCCUACAUAGCAUGGUGAAAUUGAUAGGACUUUAAAAAAUUAUUGUAAUUCUGGGUCAGAAUUAAACCUUGCUCUCAAAAGGCUGUUCUCUCUUGCAUGAGUUUUUUUCUUGUGCCAAAGGGGGUUUGUUAUUUAGAGAUGUGGCAA
Molecule: messenger RNA, 809 nt
Organism: Ceratotherium simum simum (southern white rhinoceros)
Lineage: Eukaryota; Metazoa; Chordata; Mammalia; Perissodactyla; Rhinocerotidae
Gene: SMKR1
Product: small lysine rich protein 1
Source: RefSeq, a predicted model, not a curated record